ACGUCAGAAACUAGAAGCCGUCACACAGUUCGUCAGCUGAAAGAAGCUAUUGUGUGUGCGAUUUCAUGAAAAUUAACACUUUUAAUAGUGAUUCUUAGGUUUAUAACAAAUUAAAUCUGCAGGAAAAGUUUUCAUUGCGUUAGUUUUCGGUUUUGUGUAGUACCAGUUUGUGCAGGCUGCCGAGAAGAGAGCUAGGAAUGGAUCCUGCUCAGGGUAAACUAAGGCAACCAAACUUGGCCGACACUUCCACCAGCGAUGAGGAACGGUUCGAAGAUGCUUCCAGCAAGGAAUUCAACGAAAAAACCGUGGACGAAGUAGUCGAGCAGGUAACCGGAGUAAGUGUAGGAAUUCCGCCACAGACCAACACAUCGACCUCGUCGGAGCAGACGGAAAAGUUUGACGACUGCCGGAGUGAUCCCGGAAGCGAUGAGGAAGCGCAUGCAAAAACCGACCAUAAAAACGAAGACGAUUUCAUCGAUGAUGAAUCACAGCGUGAUUUGGAAAAAGGACUGACCGAGGAGGAAAAGUUGAUCAACAAAGCAAAAGCAGAUGAACUUAAGACGCAGGGGAAUGAUUUGUUCAAACAGGGAGACUUUGCGAAGUCGGCCACCAUCUACACGGAGGCAUUGCGGAUUUGUCCCGUCGAAUGUUCGGCCGAGCGAUCGAUCCUUUACGCUAAUCGAGCGGCAGCAAAAACGAAGCUAAACUUUAAGCCUUCUGCUAUCGACGAUUGCACCAAGGCAAUUGAGCACAAUCCAAAGUACCUGAAGGCACUGCUCAGUAUUAUCGAAUCCACUUCCAGACGUGCCACCCUGUACGAAGAGGCGGACAAACUAGACGAGAGUCUGGAGGACUUUAAAAAGAUCCUAGAACUGGACCCGGGCAACGUGGAGGCAAAAGCGGCUCAACUGCGGUUGCCACCAAAAAUCCAGGAAAGGAACGAACGCCUGAAGGAAGAAAUGGUUGGCAAACUGAAGGACCUAGGCAAUAUGAUACUGCGACCGUUCGGACUGUCGACGCAGAACUUUGAGAUGAAGCAGGACCCAGCGUCCGGGUCGUAUUCAAUUAACUUCAAAAGUGGCAAAUAGUUUUUGGUUUAGCUUUCGCAUCGAUGUGUGAGUGUGUUUGUGUGCGUGAGUUGAUUAAAACGUUGCUGUUGAUUUUAGAGUCGAGAAAUAAACGAUUAUUACGAAUUAGAA
This is a messenger RNA of Topomyia yanbarensis, 1199 nucleotides long. RefSeq names its product tetratricopeptide repeat protein 1 (gene Ttc1). The record is from RefSeq and is a predicted model, not a curated record. Lineage: Eukaryota; Metazoa; Arthropoda; Insecta; Diptera; Culicidae. Bases 198 to 1088 code for a protein of 296 amino acids. Gene Ontology annotation, molecular function: protein binding. The transcript is spliced from 2 exons.